AUGAGCGAAAUUCGAAAGGUCGCCAUCAUUGGUUGUGGCUCGAUAGGGGCCUCGUGGGCGGCCCUCUUCCUGGCCCAAGGCCUCCAAGUGACGGCGUUCGAUAUCAAACCGGCUACCGAGGCAUUCCUCCACAACUUGGUUGCCGACGCAUUACCUGUGCUCUCGUCUCUGGGCUUAGUCAAAAACACCAACGCCCAUGGAUCAGACAUACGUUUCACUACCAACAUGUCCGAAGCUCUAGCCGACGCAGAUUUCGUUCAAGAAAAUGGACCUGAAAAGCUGGAGUUCAAGCGCAAACUCUUCAAUGAUAUGGCUGCAAUCGUGCGCCCCGACACGAUCAUUGCGACAAGCAGCAGUGGCUUGACUUGUUCGAGCAUACAAGAGGGUAUGCACCCGUCGAGCCAUCCAGAACGCUGCGUUGUUGGCCAUCCUUUCAACCCCCCACAUCUCAUUCCGCUUGUUGAGGUAGUGGCGGGGAAAAAAACAUCGGUAGAAACUGUAGACUGUACGAUGAAGUUUUACGACAACAUGGGGAAGAAGGCAAUCAAUGUGAAGAAAGAAGUUGUCGGUCACGUUGCAAACCGUCUUCAAGCUGCUCUGCUGCGAGAGGUCAUGCACCUUUUACAGGAAGAUGUGGCCGAUGUCGAGGACAUCGAUAAGGCAAUGAGUUAUGGCCCGGGCCUAAGAUGGGGUGUCAUGGGCCCUAACUUAUUGUUCCAUUUGGGAGGCGGUGAAGGAGGCAUCAAGUACAUGGCGGACCAUUUAUUGGUGCCGCUGAUGUCUUGGUAUGCGCCCAAAGACCCUGAGGUGACGGACGAACUGAAGCAAAAGUGGGUUUCGGGAACGAUGCAAGCCGUGAAUGAUAGGGAGUACAGACAGUUGACUAGGCAACGCGACGAGGAGCUGGUCAGGCUGCUAAAUGUCCGCAAGGAGUGGGAUGGGUUUGCAGAUGCCUCCAAGAGUUCGCAGGGCAACGAUGAUAGCUAG
Molecule: messenger RNA, 987 nt
Organism: Colletotrichum spaethianum
Lineage: Eukaryota; Fungi; Ascomycota; Sordariomycetes; Glomerellales; Glomerellaceae
Product: L-carnitine dehydrogenase
Exons: 1
Coding region: 1-987 (328 amino acids)
Biological process (GO): fatty acid metabolic process
Molecular function (GO): NAD+ binding; oxidoreductase activity, acting on the CH-OH group of donors, NAD or NADP as acceptor
Source: RefSeq, a predicted model, not a curated record